AUGACUGACGACGAGGAGGAGAAAUUUUGGUUGGAUUAUUGGUAUUUUGAUGCCAAUAUUGGUGGUAACGGUGAUGUCAGAAAUGGAGGACGGAAACAACAGCAGUCUACUCGCAUGAGCCUGAGGGAUGAAGGGACGGCCACCAGAGGGCUGAUAGAUGGUGGUUGGGGAGAUGCCCCAAAAGAUAAGGUGAAGAAGACUUUGGGCAAUGCGAGGAUGGAUAGCUCAACAGCAGCAUCAUUAUAUCCCCCAUUCCCACUUCAUGGGAAUAUAACGGAUGAGGAUGGAGCAGAUAAGGGUAGGGAGGCAGGGAAUGAGGGAACAGGAAUGUCAUUGCUUUUCCUUGGCCGCUCGCUGUCGCAGUGGACGGCGAGGGACCGGGGCAACAUGUUUGGGAAGCGAAGUUUCAAAUGCCCUUUUGACACGGAACCCUGCAUGUCCAUCGACCGGCCGAAUAGCUGCUGCGGGAAGGGGAGCAAGUGCAUAUUUGUGAAAGACACAGGGUUAGGAGAUGUGGGAUGCUGUGGGGCUGGGGAGAGCUGCUCGGACAAUUUGAUUAGGUGUGCGAGCGGGUACACUCCCUGCCCUGAUAAUCCAGGUGGUGGAUGUUGUAUACCGGGAUACUCGUGUGUGGAUCAAGGGUGUAUAUACAUUUCAACAACAAUCGUCACCGCAACCCCCGCGCCACCGCCGCCAUCAACAUUUACAGAACCUAUAAACCCUCCCGUCCGCCCAACCUCCAAUGCCAAAACCACCAUCACCACAUUCCAAUCCACACGCCCGACCAUAACCGGUUGCCCGACGGGCUUCUACGCCUGCAGCGCUGUCUACCACGGCGGCUGCUGUCGUACCGGCCGCGAUUGUAACCCCACCUCCUGUCCCCCCAUUUCCUCGACCACAAUCGUGGAUGACAACGGCGCCACGAUUGUUAUAGGAAUCGAUCCUACUGUGUCUCUGUCCUCUCCAGGUGGGGAAGGCCGGAGGUGUGCUGCCGGUUGGACGGGUUGUGCGGCUAGUGCGGGCGGCGGUUGUUGUCCGGAUGGGUUUGCUUGUGCGGAGAUCAGCUGUACACUUUCAGCUGGAGGGCGGGGGACGGCGGUAGUGGGGAAGAUGGCGCCAGUGAACGCAUCACUGAGCGGACCAGCUGUCUCUAAAUACCUUUCAACCCGGUUCCUCCAGUAUGAUAAGGCGAAUCACUAUCUGAUAUGGUGCAUGGUUAAAGUCCUCAUAGACCUUGCCAUCAUAACGGCCCAAGGAGCUGUCAAGCUGCCAAUCCGGGAAUUUCCAUGCGUCAACAAGCCGGACGACAUGGGGCCUGAUAUCGUCAAGGAGCUUGACAACUGCUUUGGUCCGUGCGAGAGUGAUUUGACGAAUAGUCACAGCACCAGACGUGAAGAAAUCAGCGGACUCGCGUUCCAAUGUAUACAGCGCAUGGAGCCGGAAGAGUUUGUGGAGGACAGCAGCUGUUUCAGAGUCCAGGGCGGAGGCGGUGGCAGGCGCAGUGACGCUUUCGUAGAAGUUCUUCACGACGAGGUAUUGUGA
Molecule: messenger RNA, 1542 nt
Organism: Histoplasma mississippiense
Lineage: Eukaryota; Fungi; Ascomycota; Eurotiomycetes; Onygenales; Ajellomycetaceae
Exons: 5
Coding region: 1-1542 (513 amino acids)
Source: RefSeq, a predicted model, not a curated record